UAGGCACUUCGUCUUUGGCAUAGAAACAUGACUGUACGGCUCUUUGAGGGCAAGGAUCAUGCCACUGCUUACCUGCAGUACAGAGUAGCCCCCCAUGAAUUAAUCAGCAAGAUUAUGAGCUACGUGAAGAAAGGUAAUGUGUAUGUUCACUCACCAAACCAACUCAACCUUGCAGUGGAUGUGGGCUGCGGUUCGGGGCAAGGGACAACUCUAUUGGCUCCGUACUUCAGCAAUGUUGUUGGAACAGACAUCAGCCCUGCCCAGCUGGAGAUGGCACUGGUCAAUAGCAACCCUCCAAAUGUAUCAUACAGGCAGUGUCCAGCAGAAGAGCUACCAUUCGUUUCUGGUGAGGUGGACCUUGUGACGGCCAUGACAGCGGCCCACUGGUUUGACCGGCCGAAGUUCCUUCUGGAGGCUGACAGGGUGCUGAGGCCUGGAGGCUGCCUGGCUCUCCUGAGCUACACAAUGGACAUGGGGCUGGAAUAUGGGGACGUCUCCAACACACUCAAUGACAUCUGUAAAGAGUUCUACGCUGCCCUGCUUCAUUUCCGAGACCCUUACAUAGGAUCGAGCUCUGUGAAGAUCUACUCAGACAUGUUUGACUCCUGCUCUUACCCUGACAAAGAGUGGACUGAGUGUCUGCUGGUAAAAAAGAUCUUGCCAUUGAAUGGAUACAUCGGCAUGGUGCAGACCUUCUCCAACUACCAGAAACUGCAGCAAAAGGACCCCGCUGAGGCUGAACGUCUUUCUAAUGACAUCAGGAACAAGUUGCUGUCUGCCAUGAAGGUGUCUUCUCCUGACACAGAAGUUACAGUGGUUGUGAAGUAUUUCUAUUGGCUGGCCUGCAAACCUCAAUCUUUCUGACUGGCUUCAAUCUUUCUGACUGGCUAAAUCCUUGUAUAUCAGAGUUUUCAAACAUUGUUGGCUCUUAAAAAAACCAAUGUCUGAUUGUGACCCUUUGUCAGCAGGUGUAUGUCUUCUGGUUGUGAUAAGCUAUACCAAAAAGACCCAAAAAGCUAAAAAUGAUCCAGCCAAUCUCAAGAAAAUGUCUAAAUAAACCAUUAUUGUGUUUUA
Molecule: messenger RNA, 1074 nt
Organism: Micropterus salmoides (largemouth bass)
Lineage: Eukaryota; Metazoa; Chordata; Actinopteri; Centrarchiformes; Centrarchidae
Product: putative methyltransferase DDB_G0268948
Exons: 6
Coding region: 28-864 (278 amino acids)
Molecular function (GO): S-adenosylmethionine-dependent methyltransferase activity
Source: RefSeq, a predicted model, not a curated record